Nyctereutes procyonoides (raccoon dog) is the source of this 1016-nucleotide messenger RNA. RefSeq names its product guanylate kinase 1 (gene GUK1). Lineage: Eukaryota; Metazoa; Chordata; Mammalia; Carnivora; Canidae. Gene Ontology annotation, biological process: purine nucleotide metabolic process. The record is from RefSeq and is a predicted model, not a curated record. Gene Ontology annotation, cellular component: cytosol. The transcript has 9 exons. Gene Ontology annotation, molecular function: GMP kinase activity. Bases 273 to 875 code for a protein of 200 amino acids.
GUCCAGGCGGUGGGGCCGCGUUCCGGAUCCGGCCCCACUCCGUCCCCCUCGGCUAGCCUGCGGCGCAUCUGGCUCCUGGGCGUCUUUCAGCCUGUCCCAGGAGCACAGACAGGAGUCAGGCUUGUUGGAUACGGGUGACUGUUCUGUCACCCUGAGAUCUUCUGGACCCUGACUGGGCAUGCUUUGUCCUUCAUCCACAAGGGGGCCUGGGGUGCUUCCGUCUCCGGACUUUGCACCCACAGCUGAACACCCCUCUGCUGCCCUUUUCUGGGAUGUCGGGACCAAGGCCUGUUGUCCUGAGUGGACCGUCAGGGGCAGGGAAGAGCACCCUGCUCAAGAGACUGCUGCAGGAGCACGGCAGCAUCUUUGGCUUCAGCGUGUCCCACACCACAAGGGACCCGCGGCCUGGAGAAGAGAAUGGCAAAGAUUACUACUUCGUCACCAGGGAGGUGAUGCAGCGGGACAUCGCUGCAGGCGACUUCAUCGAGCACGCCGAGUUCUCGGGGAACCUGUAUGGGACCAGCAAAGCAGCCGUGCGGGCCGUGCAGGCCAUGAACCGCAUAUGCGUGCUAGACGUGGACCUGCAAGGCGUGCGUAACAUUAAGAAGACUGAUCUGCGGCCCAUCUACGUCUUCGUGCAGCCACCCUCACUGGAUGUCCUGGUGGGGGAGCAGCGGCUGCGCCAGCGCAACACAGAGACAGAGGAGAGCCUGGCCAAGCGGCUGGCUGCCGCCCAGGUGGACAUGGAGAGCAGCAAGGAGCAGGGCCUGUUUGACCUGGUCAUCAUCAACGACAAUCUGGAGAAGGCUUAUCGGGCCCUGGAGGAGGCGCUAUCAGAGGAAAUCAAGAAGGCUCAGAGAACCAGCUGCUCCUGAGAAGAAAUGCCAGUGGUGUCCUCCCUGGUGGGGGUGCUGCUCGCCUCUCCUGCUCAGGCUGCCACGGCUGGUGGACCCUGGCCUCUCCCCAUCUCCUGGGAGCUGGGGUGGCCUCCAAUAAAAAACUGCUGGGUUACGGUG